Molecule: messenger RNA, 823 nt
Organism: Pisolithus orientalis
Lineage: Eukaryota; Fungi; Basidiomycota; Agaricomycetes; Boletales; Pisolithaceae
Exons: 4
Coding region: 266-670 (134 amino acids)
Source: RefSeq, a predicted model, not a curated record
CAUCGCUUUACCAGUCGAAUGAGGUGGGAACGUCGCUAUGCGAGGGCGAAAACGCUCCAGAUGAAAAAUCCAGGCAGAUACGCAAAACUGCCUCUCUGCUAGAUCUCUCCUGCGACAUGGCAAAUACUGGUGCUCCACAGGCAGCAUCUGGGCAGAAUACGUCAUAUUUCAUGGAGCUCCGCGGAUGACAUUUUACUAGAUCGUCGUGUCCCAUUCCUCUCCCGUUCCAAAUAUUUUUUAACUACCAUCAAGCAGCAUACCAAUCAUGCUUGGUGAAGCAGACGCCAAAUUUCCAGGUCAGGAGGGUGGAGGAUUACCCCCUUCACCUUCUGCUGUUAACCCCGGACAGGUUUAUCCAAAAUCCAGCCUGCACGCCGCACCAGCUGGCUCCAUUCCAGGUUCAGGGAACGAGCCCGGCACUUCCUGUAUUAUCGGGAAUCCCUAUCUUUUCGAGGAUGCCCUUCAGAAGCUGGAAAAUUCAUUGGACAACUUAAUUCAGAUAAUUGGAAGCGAGCAAAAGGCGACCGGGUACUCCGAGGAAGCGACUAGCCUUCUAGAAAAGUUCGAGGGCUGGAGGGAGGAAUUGCGGGCCGUACACGCGGAUCGGUUGCCUGGCAGUUACCCUGAACGGCCUCAAUCUGGGGCAUCUGGUGGUCUCUUCGUUGACUGAUUCCACUGUAUGACUCGUAUAAUUUCAUGUCGUAUAUAAUACAUUGUAGCACUAUGCCGUGCAACAAAAAUGGUGCGAUACUUUACAGAGCAAAAAAUGCAAGCCAAUUCUCCCAUUCGUACAGCAACUAGACGUCCCCCUUUGCUUUAGAGA